Molecule: messenger RNA, 2836 nt
Organism: Mya arenaria
Lineage: Eukaryota; Metazoa; Mollusca; Bivalvia; Myida; Myidae
Exons: 19
Coding region: 198-2474 (758 amino acids)
Source: RefSeq, a predicted model, not a curated record
GAAAUCAGGAAUAAUGUCGUCGGGAUUACUAAAACUAAGUGAUAGGGCACACGAUUGGAUUUUAUGUCAUCAAAUAUCGACUCCAAAUGGAUUUUCGUGAUAGUUAAGUCCGAAACGUAUCAUAGAUGCUAAAAUGGACGCCAAAAUGCCCGCACAAAAAUAUACAGAAUUUUACUGAAUAGUUAUUGAUUGUUAUCAUGGAUAAUUUCGGUGCUGAUAUACUCAAAGCGAGGACAAUGCUUGUCCCGGACCAUGUGGUAUCAACACGACGGCGUCAGACACUCCAUGUGACAUCUUUCCACCGUGGAAAGUCCGCCUUAGAGCUCUCUCGGUCCACGGCUUCCCCUAUACGUCACCUGACCGUUAGGUGGGAAUCCUUGACUCCAGUCGCCAAAAGAAGGCCAUCGAAGAACAUCCAUUCUUCGGCGGGCAGUCUUACCACACCUAGACGUCUUUCAUUUACUCCACCAAACAUCAAAACGCGGCGAAGCUCUAGUCAGCCAGACGCGCACCUGACAGCAGCGCUCUCGGUCGUACCGAAAUUCUCCCACAGACGCGGGUCAGUUCAGCUGAAGGUUCACACGGGGAGUCAUGGAGGCGGAAGUAUUUCCGGUCAGCGGCGGAAGUCAAAGAUUCCGGCGGUGACGGAGGAGGAGUGGCUGGAUAGAAAGAAGCGGCUGAUGGCUAAAUUUCGGAUGGCGGGUCGCCUAGCUGUGUUCUGCUCCCGGAACUUUAAGCAACACUGUCUCAGAGUGAGAAGCACUGAUGGGUGGUUUGAAAGCCUCCCCGACGGACCGAGGAUCAACGAAGCGGAUGACGAGCUUGCGCCAUACAUCAGACGCUUGCAUUUCCACGAGGAUGAGGCGACAGACGACCUACUUAUCGACCUUUCGAAGUUCAAGGCCAACAGACAGAUGCGGAUACCGGAGAAGAUCAAGCACAUCUUGUCAAAGCCGCAGGCAGAGCGCACAGAGGACGAGCUCUACCACGUGGUGCUGGGGAUGCGGAAUCUGAAGAGUAUAGCAGAGUACCCGAACCGCAUGCAGCGCAAGUUUGCCCAGGUCGGCCUGUACGAAAAGUACGAGUCCAAGCGGGUGGUUGUGCGGCAGGGACACCCAGCCUCCGCCUACUACUUCAUACUGUCAGGAGCAGUGGUGGUCAUGGUGAUGGACGAAGAAAGCAAGUACGCCCGUCCCGUAGCUCACCUUUACAAGGGUCAGACGUUCGGGGAGCUGGCGAUCAUUAACGGCACGAAGCGGAACUCGACCGUCAUAUGUAAAGAGACAUGCGAAUUUAUGAGCAUCUCCGCCCAGGACUACCAUAGAAUAUUGAUGGCGGGCGGGGUGAAAAACAUCAACGAUCCCGACCAGGAAAUAUUCCUCAGGAACCUGAGCUGUCUCUCCGGCUGGCCUCUGCAUCUCCUGCCAGAGCACCCGAGCAAGUCACAGUUUCUCUACUUCAAGAAUAAGGAGGUGAUCGUGCGGGAUUCCCUGUACUCAGAUUGGCUCAUCUUUGUCAAAUCCGGAAGUGUUCAAGUUUUAAAAAAGCUCAAACGGGUAGAACCGCUCGAAUGGAAGAAAAAGAAAAAGCCCGAAGCGAUGACCGAUCGACAGCGACGGGAUGUGGUGAUACGGCGGCUUGAGUGGCGGCGGUUUCUUCCGGAAGUGGGUGUGCCACUGGAGAACGGGGAGGAGGUAGAGCUGCUGUCCACGGGGCGACCAGUCCCCUACCAGCACCCGGGCCCCGGGAGUGGAGACACCACGCCACGCAGUCAGGACACGCCCACAAAACGAGCGCCUCAGAUACCGAACCUCUGGCCUUUUAAGGUAGACUUAUCGGAAAUCAAGCCCGUCCAGUAUCUCGACGAGUACCGCACACACAGCAGCCUCAUGCACAGGGCCCGCACCACCGACGGGCUGCAACCACCAGGCGCAGACGGCCAGGGUGGGACUCUACCUAGGGUCAAGAAUAGAAAGGGCUCGCGUGAAAGGAGUGCCAGCAUCAUAAAGGAGGAGGAGACAGAGUUGCUAGGCUACCAGCCUCACAUACGCACCAUCAUAGAGGACAUAGACCCCAGUCUUAAACGGAAGGAGGAGGAAGCGGAAGACGAACGAAACGUGAACCCGGAGUUCGUGAACGUGCAAACGCUCCUCAAGGGUCAAGUGUUUGGUUUGGCGGACGUGGUGUUGGGGGAGCAGCCGAGCCUGUCCGUGGUGAGCGGCGGGGCGGACGUUCUCCUACUCAACAAACAAUUCUACCUCGAACACGCAUCGGAAAAACUUCUCAGAGAUAUGAGGAAUGAGCUGUGCCCGUACCCGAGUGACGAGGAGCUACAGGCGCGGCUGCAGGUGUCCGUUGACUGGCACCAUUUUCGGAAGGCGACCCUUUGCCGCUCUGUUGAAGCCGUAACCGCCCGGCGCCAGAUGAAACACUCACUCAAGGGGACGAAGGUACAGGAGGCGUUUGCCUUCUGAGUUGUGGGAUUGUUGGACGAUUUUGUUGGAAAACCACGGGGCAUUAAAUGUGGCAUUUGGUUCGAUCUACAAGAAAUGAAAUAACAUUUCGUGUGACAAUAAAAUUAUAUAUAUUAAGACUUUAAGGACUACUAGUGAAUGCAAUUGUCCACAAUUUAAUGUUCAUACAUGUAAAUGAGUUGCCGUACCAACUAAACAAUUUCUUUUAGAACAUUGCCGGUUUCUUAAGCAUUUCUGUGAUAGUUUUGUGCAUUCAUAGUGCUGUUUGGUGAAAGUGCCGUCAUUAUCCUGUAUUUCAUGUUCACCCAUUCAUUCUGGUAAAUAGUUAAUUAUUAUAUUUAUCUAAUAAAGUGUUAAACUAU